Messenger RNA from Calypte anna (Anna's hummingbird), 2827 nucleotides. RefSeq names its product testis expressed 9 (gene TEX9). Lineage: Eukaryota; Metazoa; Chordata; Aves; Apodiformes; Trochilidae. The record is from RefSeq and is a predicted model, not a curated record. Bases 1 to 1647 code for a protein of 548 amino acids. The transcript has 11 exons.
AUGUCUGUCUCACCCAAACCCAAGGCGACCCAGCUGAUCCCUGGCCUCUGGUCAGGGGUCUCAUCCCAAUGCCCCCAGAACGCCACUGCUGUCAAAGGGGCUCUGACACGGUGUCACCUUGGGACCAAACUCUGCGAGGGAAAGGGGGAUGAAGUGAUUCAGCGCCCCACGGCCUGGCAGCAGGGGCCGAAACGUGGCUGCCCCUGCCCUCCACACCCAGCAGCACCAGGGGGGCUGGCCGGACCCACGGGCCGCGGCGGGAAAGCGAUCAAGCCGGGAGGGCAGCCGAAGCGGGGCCUGACGGCGGAGCAGGGGAGGGCGGCAGAGCCACCACCCCCAACGCCGACGGUUGCUCUGGCGAAGGCGACGCCGCGCAGCAGCAGCCUCUGGGCGGACAAAAUGGCGGCGGGCGGUGGCGGGCGCCCUCCCGGGGUAAGGCGGCGGCUCGAGCACCGGGAGACGAGCGGAGGCAGCGGGAAGGGACCCGCCCCGCACGCUAACUCGUCCUCGCUGCAAGUGCGGAGACCUCCCGGCGGCCCCGGGCCGCCCGGCGUGGUGAGCAGAGACCUGCUGGCCAAGGAGGCGGAGUACAAGCGACUGAAUGCAGAAUUAGAAGCAAAAACAGAGAAACUGGUGCGUCAGGCUGAAGAAGUAAUGAAAUGCCAGCAGGAAGUACUAUCUAGACCAGUUUCAGUACAAACUAAGUCAUACGAAGAUGACAUACACAGAGAUCCACUCUGUCCUGGAGUUUCAUCUCCUGCACAUUCACAUACUGAGCUAGCAAACAAGAAGAAAUGUGCUUCCAUGCCCAUGGCUCAGAACAGUCCAUACUCUGGAAGUAAGGGGAAAACAACAACUUCAAGUUCAAAAAUAGCAAGCCUGGAAGUACAAAGUGCUGAUGAUGUUGCACUAUCAGAAGACUGCAUAGAAUUUUCAUUAGCAAAAACAAUAAGCAAAAUUGAAGAACAACUAGAGAGAGGAGGCUUACCAGAUUGCCUAGAUGACGAUGUGCUUCCAAGGGCUGAAAAUGAAAUUGGAGCAGAAACUCAAAUCAGAUUACUUAAGGCAAAGUUACGUGUUAUGCAGGAAGAACUGGAUAGUGUAGUGUGUGAAUGCAGGAAAAAGGAUGAUGAAAAUCAGAAUUUAAAAUCCCAGCUUACAGAUGCUGGAGAAGAAAAGGCCAGACUGCAACGAACAAUCAGUGUGCAACAGUCUCAGAUCGGGAAGUACAAAAUGUUGUCACAAGAAACAGACAAAAGAAGUGAAGGGUUACAACAAGAGGUCCUUGCACUAAACAAGGAAUUGGAGAAUCUAAAGCGUGUACACAGGCAGACUGCAGGCAGUCAGAGUGCAACAGAGGUUCGCUUAAACAGAGCCCUGGAAGAAGCAGAGAGGUACAAAGUGGAGCUGAAUAAACUGAAGCAAAGUAACAAGGAUGUAGCUAAAGAAGAACUCAGAAGGAUUGAAGAACUAAAAACAGAAAAUAAGAAACUGCAGAAACAAAAAGAGGAGCUAAUAACAGGUUUCAAAAAGCAGAUGAAAUUAAUUGAUAUUUUAAAGAGACAAAAGAUGCACCUUGAAGCUGCUAAGAUGCUUUCUUUUACUGAAGAGGAAUUUAUGAAAACCCUUGAGUGGGGAAAUUAUUGAUUCCCUGAAAAAAACAACUUCUGUUCAUAAUUCAAGUCAGUUGGUACAUUAUUCUGACAUAUAUUAAAUGCUUGUUAAUAAUAAUUAAUAACUGUGUAACACAGUGAAUUGACUUUGCUUAGGUUUAAAUCAUUUAACUCUUAAAAGCCUGAUAGCUUGUGUUGUAGGAUCAUAUGAAAUACAAAUGCCUGCUGAAGUUUGGGGCCAAACUGCUCUGCAAUGAGCAGAGAACAGAUUAUGUAUGGGAUAUUCCAACAGUUGUUGUUACCAGUUUGCUCUUUUUUAGCAUUUUGAAUUAUACUUUAUCUAAGCAAGAGAAGUCAGAGGUUUUAGUCUCAGGAAAUUCCUUGUUGCAACAGAAAUAAAUUAACCAGGGAUCCAGUUGAGAAGAAAAUGUCAUGUCCUUCUUCAAAACACGUGGUUGGAAAAUUGGCCUUGUCUGUUCUCUGUAACAGAUCUCCCCUCAAAGCGAGCUGAUCUGGAAUCUAAUUUAAGCACCAGCAGCCCUUUUACAGAAAUGAGCAGGACUUCUUUUAGCUAUUCCAUCUUAUGCCCUUAGCUGGCAAAAAUUGCAGGAGAUGUGUCUCUGACUACCCGGGUGGAUUCCAUAGUCUGCCACAGCUCUAUUGUUAAACAUGGUUACUUUAGACAAGAUGAUAAUAUUAAACCUUUCCCCAGACAUCACCUGCUGCUUUGGGAUACAGCUUUGGGAAUGGUAGCUCUAUAUUCACAUAUGCUCUGCAAGCAUUACAGCCUUUAAGAUUUCAUUAUGUCAUUGUUGUAAUAAAGAACUAGAUAAAAGUGACUGUGACCUCACACAGGGAAAGUGCCUCUGCUGGGACCUGACCAGCAAAGUAAUAUGAACAGCAAAGUAAAAAAAAUAACCUGGACCUUCCCUACUUUGAAACAAACUACACUGAAACUGGUGUUUUAAUAGUGGAAUUUCCAUGCAGAUAAAUCUUUACAUCAAAACCAGAAAUAGGGCUUUGAGAGAAUAUGAUAAUCCAUCUUGAAAUACACCCAUGAAUUUACACUAGUUUAGGUUUCUGAAGAGUUGCUGGAGAAAACAUUUUUAACUCUGCUACGUCACUAACCAAGAAUAAGUGAGACCUCAGUAAUAGUUUAUUGAUGAAAAAGGCAAGUACAACAUACACUUAACUAAAAGCAGCUUCUCAUCAGC